Messenger RNA from Nerophis lumbriciformis (worm pipefish), 6491 nucleotides. It is a transcript of the gene nova2, whose product is annotated as NOVA alternative splicing regulator 2. NCBI's taxonomy places the organism in Eukaryota, Metazoa, Chordata, Actinopteri, Syngnathiformes, Syngnathidae. The record is from RefSeq and is a predicted model, not a curated record. Gene Ontology annotation, molecular function: RNA binding.
AGGAGGGAUGCUGUGAAAGCAAAAGACUGCAGCAUCUUCAGCCGGAGAAGCAGUCUCAACGUCGCCUUUUCUCCCUCCGUCGCCCCACCACGGGGUGUCUGCAUGCGCGCUCCUGACAACCACGCACGGAUCCUUUUCUCUUGCGCCGCUCCUUCAUCAUCUUCCGUCUUCUUCGUCUUUUUUUUUUUUUGUUUAGUUUUUUUGAUUCGGCAGAGGCGCGCACCUCGCACCUUGUCGUGUGUACACGUGCACGCGCAGCGCAACGACUCGCCGCUUGAUGGAAGACUGACGUCUCGUGCACGCGCCUCACCAGCCCAGCCUCGAUCCUCUCCUGGAAUCUUCUCUCUCUCUCUCCCCCCUCCCUCCCUCCUCCCCCCCACCCCCUCCAUCUUUGUGUCUAACGCCGAUAUCGCGGACACGCGCACGCGCGCUCGAUCUACACUCCUCCGAGGACUCGCCCGCGCGCGCGCGGCCACGCUGCGUCAAGAGCGCCAUAGCCGAGCAAAAAGCGAAAGGGGGGGGGUUUAAUCAUCCGAGAGCAAACAUGAUGGCCGGCGGAGCAGUGCAGCAGAACGGCCUCUUCGCCACCCCGCUCCACCACAACCAGCAGGCGCCCCACAUGGAGGCCGACCCGCCGGACUCGCGCAAAAGACCCCUGGAGACCCCCACCGAGGCCGGCAGCACCAAGCGCACCAACACGGGAGUGGCCUUCCUGCAGCCCCUUUUUGAAAGUGAAGGCAUUGUUUUCCCAGACCAAGAAACUGAGAGCCAUGAGGAAGGCGAGUACUUUCUCAAGGUUCUGAUUCCCAGCUAUGCGGCCGGCUCCAUCAUCGGCAAGGGAGGACAGACCAUCGUCCAGCUGCAGAAAGAGACGGGAGCCACCAUCAAGCUGUCCAAAUCCAAAGACUUCUAUCCCGGCACCACAGAGCGCGUGUGUCUGGUCCAAGGCACGGUGGAGGCGCUGAACGGCGUUCACGACUUCAUCGCCGAGAAAGUGCGAGAGAUGCCUCAAAGCAGCCAGAAGUCCGAACCUGUCAGCAUCCUGCAACCUCAAACCACCGUCAACCCCGACCGCAUCAAACAGGCCAAGCUGAUCGUCCCCAACAGCACGGCGGGGCUGAUCAUCGGGAAGGGCGGCGCCACCGUCAAGGCGGUGAUGGAGCAGUCGGGCGCGUGGGUGCAGCUCUCCCAGAAGCCCGAGGGCAUCAACCUGCAGGAGCGCGUGGUCACCAUCAGCGGCGAGCCGGAGCAGAACCGCAAAGCGGUGGAGAUCAUCGUGCAGAAGAUCCAGGAGGACCCUCAGAGCUCGUCCUGCCUCAACAUCUCCUACUCCAACAUCACCGGCCCCGUCGCCAACUCCAACCCGACCGGCUCGCCGUACGCCAACUCCACCGAGGUCAUGCCGUCGGCCGCGGCGGCGGCGGCGGCCACGGCGUCAUCCUUGCUGGGCCAGGCCGGCCUGGCUGGGGUGGGCGCCUUCCCGACCACCAUGUCCAGUUUGUCCGGCAACGACCUGCUGACCAUCACGUCGGCUCUCAACACGCUGGCGAGCUACGGCUACAACACCAACUCGCUGGGUCUGGGCCUCAACCCCGCCGCCGCGUCAGGGGUGCUCGCCGCCGUGGCCGCCAACGCCAACCCGGCGGCGGCGGCCGCAGCUAACUUGUUAGCGUCCUACGCCAACGACGCUUCCACCAGCGCCGGCCACCCGGCCGCAGGGCUGGGGGGGUUCUCCUUGGGCUCGCUGGCCGCCGGCGCCACCAACGGCUACCUGAGCGCCGCCUCGCCACUGAUGGCGUCGUCGCUGCUGGCCACGGAGAAGCUGGCGGAGGGAGCCAAGGAAGUGGUGGAGAUCGCCGUGCCGGAAAAUCUGGUGGGAGCCAUCCUGGGAAAAGGAGGGAAGACGCUAGUGGAGUACCAGGAGCUGACCGGCGCCAGGAUCCAGAUCUCCAAGAAAGGCGAGUUCAUCCCCGGGACUCGGAACAGGAAGGUCACCAUCACGGGCUCGCAGGCGGCCACGCAGGCGGCGCAGUACCUGAUCAGCCAGCGGAUCACCUACGAGCAGGGGGUGCGCGCCACCAACCCCCAGAAGGUGGGCUAACGCUGACAGUGAGGACGGGGGGGGGGGGGGGGGAAAGAGGCGGGGCUCGGGGGAGGAGCUUAGAGCACGAAUGUCAGACGGCGGCUUUUUUUCCUCUGCGUCUUUUCAGUAUUCGCCACUACAAAAAAAAAAAAUGUGCUGAGACGGCGAGGGGGAGGAGUUUACACGCUGGAAAAAAAAAAAGGUGUAAAAUGUAAAUAAGUUUUAUUACUUAACGUCUUUCUGGAUUUGUUCUGUUUUAAUGUUUGAUUUGGUAACUUAAGAUGUUGAAUGACAGGAAGUAGGAGGGGGAGGGGACGGCGUGGACCCCGUCCCCUCCCCCCUCCCCGACACCCCCGCCCUCUCUUUUUCUUUCUCCCCUUCUAGCCCUGCCCCGCCCCCUUAACCAGGGCGGGGUGACUGCAAAGUUGACAGGCGCGCACGCGAGGAAACGCAACGUCAGCGCCGCCGUCCCCUCGCGUGCGCGCGACGGCCACCCCUCGCCCCCCUUACCCCCCACCCCCGUGACGCACGCCGAUGACCUCACGUAGCGCGCCAGCUGGCUAGCUGGGAUGGACGCACGCGACGGCGGCGUGACCGCAUAUUUAUUACCGAGGAGUUCACGUCUCUGUCAUCUUGAAUGUAAAAUGUGUUUUAAUUUAAAAGGUUGGACUGCAGAUGUCUAAUAUAACGAUGUCUUAUUUAAGAGGGGGCGCCACCUGGUGUUUGAGCAGGGAACAACACUGGCAGCCUCGAGCAGCAGCAGCGCCAUGUUGACCCGUGUCCCUAAAUGGGGAGCAAUAGCACUUAGGACUAACUACUGACACGCGCCAACACUGGAAGGCGGCGAGGGGGGCGGAGCCUCGGGAGAUAGGCGGACGCCAAGCCGCCCGACAUGCUGUUUAUUUUCUUUUGUGAUUGUCCUGUUGUUGUUGUUGUUGUUUUGUUUUUUUUACAGUCGCAGUACACUGAAUCUUUGUCUUAAUGCACUGUGAAGCGAGGGGGCGGGGCCUCGCCGCCUCCGAAGCGAGGGGGGGGCGGGGUUUGAUGUCAGGGACGCAAACUGGAUGACUUUUGUAUGGCAGGGAACACGUCUUGACAUUUCUAUAGGAAAAUUUACAGCGAAGGCCAGGGAUGCAAUGAACGACCUCGCGCAGGACAGAGGGUCAAGGGGCGGCGGCCUGUUGGGGGUCAAAGGUCACCCGGGCGGGGGGGUUUGUCGCAAAAGGAUUCCGGGUAUUUUUCCGUAAAAGUCCAAAUUGAAGUGUGAUGGAACGUAAACCAAAAAGUGGAGGAGGGGUGCGUUUGAUUUGCUCGCCCACAGGAGGGCGAGGGCGGGGUGGUGGCGGGGGGGUAUGGCUCCUCCUCCUCCUCCUCCGAAGCAAUGUGGCCCGAAUUGGCGGUGAUGGUGUCACAUGGCCAGCAAGGCUUUCUGGUAAGGAGGCUUCUUUACUCCAUCUUUAACUCCAUACACCCUUUCCCCUUCCCCAACGCACCCCCCCCCCAUCCUGACUCCGCCUCCUCCUACCACAUCGCUCCAUGGGUGGCCAUGAUGCAUGUCCUCCUCUUCUUCUGCUGCUGCUGCUGCUGCUUCUCCUGGGGAGACGCUAGAGGAAGUCAAGUUGUUGUUGUUGUUGUUGUUGUGUCGUCAUGGCGACCACAGGAAGCCUGCCGCAGUAUUUUAGAUGUUGUGUAGACAGUUUUGGAGCCAGGAAGUGGCCCCCCCCGCACUUCCUGCGUGGCUCCUGUUGGGGGGACGGGGGCAGCGUUGUCGUUCCUACGAGUCCUGGAAGCAAUACUUGUCGUCUCGUCCUUCUCCGCGCUUUCCGAGUAGCCGUAGGAUGUUUGUGCUCCUCCUUUUGUUUGCUGGGAAACGCUGAAAAAGUCAAAAGAAAUAAAAAAAAGACAUAUCCAUUUCUAGCCGGAAGUCGCCGACCACAGCUUGAAAAGUUGGCGCCGUGCCAAAAAGGAGCUCUCCUCGAUUUGAUACCGCAGACGUACUUUUAUAUACGAGGAAAAUGUGAAAAAAGUGCCAAAUGACGCGUAUUUAUCAUUUGUAGAAAGCGCACUCUGGCUCCGAUAGCGAUAGCUUAGCAUUAGCAUCACAAUGCUGACGAAAAUGUGACGACUUAAAACUUUUUUAUAGGGACGAGGAAGAUGUAUUUUGUGGAAAUAGAUGUUCACUUUUUUUUGCACGUAUAUAUACAUAUAAAUAUAUAUAUUGCAUGACGUCAAGUGUGGACUUAAAAAAAAAACAAAAAAAAACAUGAAAAAAAUAAUUAGGCUGUGUUAGUUCAUUGUCACGCGUGGGGGGGGGCGGAGUCACGGAUAAAGCGAACAAAAUAACCAAGAGAACAAAAAAAAAAUUAAUUGUUUUUGCACGUUUUUUCGUCCAUAAUAUUUGGGCGUGGUCGCUCGCGGUGACUCGGCUUCUGUUUUAUGCAAAUCAGUAUUGGCUCGUGGCGACACGCCCACUUCCUGUCACUCGCCAGUUGUUCUUUUCAAACGAACAAAAUUUUGUGCACUAAAAGCUGACGUGCAUUCAUUCCUUGGAUACCCCCCAACCCUUCUGCGGUGGGCGUGGCGUAAAUGUUGCCACCUGCCGUCGCCGUGGCAACCCCACCCCCACCACCCCCAGAUCAAAGGUGCGCGCCGCAAACCGAACUCGGCGCGUCUCUUCCGCAGCCCCUUUUUCUUUGUGUGUGUGUGUGUGUGUGUAUGUGUGAACGCCCCCCCCCCGACCCCCGACCCCCUGACCCCCCACACCUGAAGGGGGGGGGCGGGUCUAACGAACACCAGCAAGUAGAGCAUUUGUCACGUCACUGUUUCUUCUCCUCCUCCUUUAUUUUGCUGCUGGAUGACUAACGACCAGAUGCCAUUUUUGUGUGUGUAGCCUGUUUACCCCCCCACCCCCCCAUACACACACACACACACACACACACACUUCUUUGCACUUUCACUGCCCCCCUCCACCCCCUCCUCCACCCCCCCUCCUCCUCCAGUGCCAAACUCCAAGGACACUGAAAUGUGGGACAUCCAUCCCGGAGGCACCCAUGAAGCCAGCAUGCUCCGCCCCCUCAUAACAUGACGCCGCCGACCAACAGCACCUCCUCCUCUUCACCCCCACCACCCCCCACACACACACACCUCCACCAGGAUUAACCCCUCCCCCUCACCCCCCCUCUGUCAGGUGGCACCUGUCAGCGCCUCCAAAGCAACCGCCCGCUCAUGCCAGCUGCUUUCCUAACUCUUGUCAUCUUCUUCAGCCGUGGGACCUCAUUGAUCGUGUGCCAUAUUGUUGGGGGAACCUCUCACCCCCCCCCCUCUUUGUCCCCCUCCCCCCUCCAUCAUUUUUCCCGGAUGGGAAAGAUUCAUUUUUCUAACGACAAUUCUUCUUUUUUCCGCCCCCCUCGUUUGUUUGUGGCGACGCCAUGCCGAGUGUUGGCGCCAUCCUUGAACUGUUUGAACUUUCACCCCCCCCCCUCUCCCCCUCCUGUGUCCAUCCAGCUGUUUUGGGACAGUAACUCUUCAUUCCAUAUGCUCGCGCCCCCCCUCUCCGAAAAAAAAACAAACAAACAAAAAAAAAACUGUGCAAUGCUCGCUGAUGUGAUUUGAACUCUUUUGCUUUGUCGACUUAAAAAACAAACAAAAAGAUGCAGAAAAAAAAAACACUAAACUGUUUCCUCACGUUUUUUGUUCUCUCGUUGUAAAUAUUUUUGUUGGGGGGGGGGGGGGGGGGGGCAGCAUAAAGUUAGCUUGUUAGCUUGUAGCUGCUGUAUUCCCCAUUUAGCUCGCUGUAGUAGUAAUAAUAAUAAUAAUAAUAGGAGUCAUUGCCAGUCAUCGACCAGCGGGUGGCGCCACUGUCAAGACAUAUCACUCGCCCGGCUCAGGUGUGCGCGUCCGGAGGCGGAGCCUAACCUUUGUGCAAUACAGUCUGGUUUACAUGCACAUAUCUCUCAAAGUAUUACAACACGUGAGAUUUAGGAACGUGUCAUUUCUUCACCGCAUGGCUCUAAGCUCCACCCCCCCCCGCCCUGAUUUAUGCUGCCCGCCCCAUUUCCCCACACAUGAGCUAUUUAUUAUCAUUAUUAUCAUGACUCACGAAAUAACAAGAAGAAGGGAUACAAAAAAAAAAAAACCAGGGAAAGACUGGGGGGGGGGAAAAGGUGAAUAUUGUUUUUCUUUUAGUAUUAGUAGUUGCUUUUUAACAACAUUCAUUACCUGACGUAUUGAAUAUUUAAUGUCACUGUAGCAUUGUGUUUGUAAAGAAACUAGUGAGUUGUGUUUGUUGACUUGUGGAUUACCAGUGAAGUGGGCCAUUCUAGUUCUAACAAUAUCUAUGAGGUCAUUUUCUAAGAUUCUUAUUUUGCCACGGCAACAGCAGCCAUUAUAAAUGUUCAUUUUAGCAUCA